AAGUCAGAGAGCUGUUAGCUUGCUAACAGAAACAACUUUAUUGGACUUUUGAGACUACAUAUUAGACAAUAUGUUUCGUCUUAUAAAGAACUGUUUACUAUGGAGAAAAAACAACAAAUUAGAAGAACACAAAAAAAUACAAAGUACAGAGAGAAAGAAAAAUACUGUCACAUUCGAGAUGACUGCAGGCGGUGGAAAGCCACAGGUAGGAAAACAGACACCGGUAAGAAAAACUUUCUCAUUAGGAAAUAUGCUCAUCAAAAAGAGAAAGAUGAUGAGAGCCAUUAGAAAAAUCUGCUGCAGGGAAAGAGAAAACGGUGAGCAGAAUACAGAAAGCUGUGAAAAAAAUAGGAGCAAUGAAGAGAAAAACCCUAAAAGCAGUGAGUAUUCUGAGCAUGAAAAUGAAAACAAUGAAAGCAGUGAGGAUUCUAAGAAUAAAAACACUGAAAGCAGUGAGUAUUCUGAUGAAAACAAUGAAAGCAGUGAGUAUUCUGAUGAAAACAAUGAAAGCAGUGAGUAUUCUGAUGAAAACAAUGAAAGCAGUGAGGAUUCUGAGAAUAAAAACACUGAAAGUAGUGAGGAUUCUGAUGAAAACAAUGAAAGCAGUGAGUAUUCUGAGGAUCAAAAUGAAAACACUGAAAGCAGUGAGGAUUCUGAUGAAAACAAUGAAAGCAGUGAGUAUUCUGAGGAUCAAAAUGAAAACACUGAAAGUAGUGAGGAUUCUGAGGAUGAAAACACUGAAAGCAGUGAGGAUUCUGAGGAUGAAACGGAAAACACUGAAGCAGUGAGGAUACUAAUGAUGAAAAGGAAAGCACUGAAAGCAGUGAGAAGACUAAGGAUGAAAAUGAAACCACUGAAAGGAGUAAGUAUACUAAGGUUGAUAAGGAAACCACUGAAAGCAGUGAGAAGACUAAGGAUGAAAAAGAAUACACUGAAAGUAGUAGGGAUACUAUGGAUGAAAAGGAAAACACUGAAGUCAGUGAGGAUACUAAGGAUGAAAAGGAAAACACUGAAAGCAUUGAGAAAACGGAUGAAAAGGAAAACACAAAGCAAUGAGGAUACUAAGUAUGAAAAGAAAAACACUGAAAGCAGUGAGAAAACUGAGGAUAAGGUAAACACAGAAAGAAGUGAUACAACGGAAAAAACCCCACAAACUGAAGAGAUAACAAUGAGAUUUGAAGAGAAUCUCUGCAGCAAUUAUGAAAUUCCCAUGAGAGAUAAAGAAGAACACACAGAAAGCAGUGAGGAUUCGGAGGAUGAAAUAUUCAUAGAAUGCAGUGAGGAUUUGAAUUAUGAAAACCACAUAGAAAGCAGUGAGGAUUCGGAGGAUGAAAUAUUCAUAGAAUGCAGUGAGGAUUUGAAUUAUGAAAAACACAUAGAAUGCAGUGAGGAUUCGGCGGAUGAAAAACACAGAAAGCAGUGAGGAUUCGGCGGAUGAAAACCACAUAGAAAGCAGUGAGGAUUCGGAGGAUGAACCACUUUGUGCUUUUCUCAGUUACUUAAAGUUUGCUUAUAUAGGAUUGUCUGCUGAU
Xenopus laevis (African clawed frog) is the source of this 1532-nucleotide messenger RNA. Its product is annotated as lisH domain-containing protein C1711.05-like. The transcript has 2 exons. NCBI's taxonomy places the organism in Eukaryota, Metazoa, Chordata, Amphibia, Anura, Pipidae. The coding region runs from base 71 to 1423 and encodes 450 amino acids. The record is from RefSeq and is a predicted model, not a curated record.